Lytechinus variegatus (green sea urchin) is the source of this 1767-nucleotide messenger RNA. It is a transcript of the gene clpp, whose product is annotated as ATP-dependent Clp protease proteolytic subunit, mitochondrial-like. The record is from RefSeq and is a predicted model, not a curated record. Bases 103 to 822 code for a protein of 239 amino acids. Gene Ontology annotation, cellular component: endopeptidase Clp complex. The transcript is spliced from 7 exons. NCBI's taxonomy places the organism in Eukaryota, Metazoa, Echinodermata, Echinoidea, Temnopleuroida, Toxopneustidae. Gene Ontology annotation, biological process: protein quality control for misfolded or incompletely synthesized proteins. Gene Ontology annotation, molecular function: ATPase binding; serine-type endopeptidase activity; ATP-dependent peptidase activity.
GGCGUUUGGAAGUAGACUAAUUUUGUGGUCGCAGGUUGUGUAAAUUUCCAAAUCCUCAUUUCAUUUCAUAUUCAGCAAAUUGACCGAAGAACAAGCUGAAAAAUGUUGAAAGUACUGAAGCAAAUACCUUCUGUGAGCGGGAGGCUAAGUGGACUUUGUCUCCGUAAUCUUCACAAUGGUGUUAAACUCCACACGCCUCUAGUGCCCAUAGUUAUUGAACAAACGGGGAGAGGAGAGAGAGCAUAUGACAUAUAUUCUAGACUACUCAAGGAGCGGAUAAUAUGCCUUAUGGGGCCGGUAACAGAUACAUUGUCUAGUGUUGUGAUCGCACAGCUAUUGUUCCUUCAAUCAGAGAGCAACAAGAAACCAAUUCAUAUGUACAUCAACAGUCCAGGUGGUUCAGUCACGGCGGGACUAGGUAUAUACGACACCAUGCAGUACGUCUUGCCUCCUAUAGCGACAUGGUGCGUUGGACAGGCCUGUAGUAUGGGUUCACUGCUCCUGACAGCAGGUGCACCAGGGAUGAGACACAGUCUACCAAACUCUAGGAUCAUGGUUCACCAGCCAUCUGGUCAGGCUGUGGGUCAAGCAACAGAUAUCCAGAUUCAGGCAGAAGAGAUCAUUAAGCUCAAGAAACAGAUUAACCAACUCUAUGUGAAGCAUACAGGACAGAGUUUAGAUGUUGUAGAGCAAGCCAUGGAGAGGGACCAUUUCAUGAGUCCGCAGGAGGCCUUACAAUUUGGUCUCAUCGACAAGGUCCUGGACCACCCGCCACACCUUGGAGAGAACAACCAGCAGAGUAACCCUCCUGCAGAGUCCUAGCAUAGGACCAACUUGGAAAGGAACUGGACUUGAAUGAGUGCUGAAGGAACAUAUGCACAUUUUAUGUAAUCAACAGUGUCCUGAUUGAAUGCGGAGUGAGAACCUACAGAUAUGCUAUUGGUUCGCCAGCUUGGAUUCACCGUACAUCCUCCAUAUGGCUGUGGACCUGAUUAAAAGAAGCAGUGAGAAUGAUAUUCACCACUUGAAGACAACAGAUAUGAUGGCUACUCUGUACUUUAUAUGAAUUAAUUGAUUUCUAGGAUUGAUUAUAUUGAUAUUGUGAAUGAUCAAUCGUAAACACUCGGCCCCUAGAUUAAGGGGUGGGUAGAGCUUAAACAUGCUCUUUUGAGGCAAAAAAAAAGUACUCCGGAAGGUCAAGUUCGCACAAAGUUGUAUACAUUUUUUUAUUGCAUGUGUGUGUUGUUUCUUACCUGUUGGUAUGGUCCCAUAUACUGCAUUUGGAGUACUUUUCCUUUGCCUCAAGGUUGUGCGUGCUGAUGGGUAACGAUUGACCAGCCAAGGAUCGUAAAGGUUUUAUCAACAAGUUCUGCUCGGUGGCAACUGCAGUAAAUUCCUUGGGUAACUGGCAAUGACUGGCAGUUUGUCAUUUUAAGCCUGAAAGAGGACCAUGAAGUCUUUCAUUCUAUAGAUCUCUCUCAGUCCUACUAGAGGAAAAUCAAAUUCAACAUCAGUGACCCCUGUUUGUUCCUGUAAAGUAUUAACCUUUUGAACAGUUUUAUUUUCAGUAAUAUACAUUUUCCAUUGGUCCUUACUCUUAAAUAUGUUAUACUAGUAUGAUAGACUUUUUUUCCCCUUAAAUUUCUUGGAGGGGGGAGGAAGGGAUUUAGUCCAUCAAUAUGGAUUUGUAGUAUCUAUCUUUUGAUAACAUUUACCAAUGUAUUAUAUUGUUUAUUCAAAUUAAUAAAGGUAAAAAUAUAAAACUUA